AUGGAGAGUAUCCAGCUUCCAGAUUACCUUGCAAUCAACAACAUUGCCUUUGAAUGGGCCGAUAGCAUCGACAAAAAGGAAUGGACCAGAUUUCUAGACAUCUUAGCGCCAACCCUCAUGGUGGAUUAUAGUAUCAUUGGUCUAAAAUGCUUCCCAGACAUGAACGCCGAGGAAUUCCUUGCUAUGGUGAGCUCUCCUACACUUGUAGGAGAUCCUCUGAUUCGCACGCAGCAUCUUAUCGGUGCUGCAAAAUAUGAAAAGGUGUCAGACUCGGAAAUUGUGGCAGUCCAUCAGAUUCGUGCUGCGCAUCAGCGCUACAAGGACCUUGAUCGGACUACGGUGGCUUACCAAGGCCAUAACUAUGGCAGCGUGAAGCAUUGGUAUAAGAAGAUUGAUGGGGUUUGGAAACUUGCUGGAGUACAGCCUGAAAGUUAUUGGCUUGAGCAUGACUUUGAUAAGAUCUUUGUCCAAUCGUCUGGAGAGAGUUGA
Molecule: messenger RNA, 489 nt
Organism: Penicillium cataractarum
Lineage: Eukaryota; Fungi; Ascomycota; Eurotiomycetes; Eurotiales; Aspergillaceae
Product: Scytalone dehydratase
Exons: 4
Coding region: 1-489 (162 amino acids)
Biological process (GO): melanin metabolic process
Molecular function (GO): scytalone dehydratase activity
Source: RefSeq, a predicted model, not a curated record